GUUGUUGCUGCUGUUGUUUUUGUUGUUGUUGCUGUAGUGGUUGUUGGUGUUGUUGUUUCGCCUCCGGGAGGCGUCCAGAGCAUCCAGGGAAUUGCAGACCAGCCCGGACCUCGACGCCCUCCUGGUCCCCCUCGCCCUGGUGGUCAGCUCAAGGUGCAGAUCCCUCUCCCUAGGAACCCGGCCAUCCGCCGCCUCAGGGCCAUUCGCUGGCGGCCAGUGCUGCCAUCUCCCUGCCCUACGAGGCCCAGCGUGCAGGCUGGUCGAGCUGCCGCGCAUGGAUGCAGGACACGGGCCGCUGCACGCAGAGGAAACUGCUGGACGAUAGCCGUAUGGCUGUUCAGUCCCAAUUGGACGACAUGCGCAGGACGUUCCAGGACCUGUUCGAUGAGCACAGCAGGGCCACGGUGCGCUUGAUGGAGGAGCAGGGCAGGGCGACCGAGCAGCGGGCCCAUGGUGUGCUGCAGGCGUGUCAGCAGCUGGAGGGGCGGAUGGAGCAGCGCAUCGUGGAGGAGAGGGCCGCCGUGCAAGGUGCUCUGGAGUCGGUCGCUCAGGCGUUUCAGCACGAGCGCGCUCAGAGAUGGGCGGAGCUGGAGCACGCCUUGAGCUCUUUCCAGGGCGGCCUGUCUGGCGACGAGCCGCCCUCGAGCAGGGCCCGCGAUGGCGAAAGGCUCGAUGGUCGUCUCGAUGCCGACCCGCACUCCAGCCAGGCCGGCGAGACGUUCGAAGCCCGCCUCGAUGUUGACCCCGUGCAGUGGUCGUCGGCCCUGGAGGCGCGGGUGGCGCAGCUGGAGCACCUGAUGCGGGCCGCCGAGAGGCCCGUCGAGCUGGAACAGCACUUUCAAGCGACCGCGAACCGGCCGACCGCCGACAAGGCCGAUGGCGAGCCGUCGGUGGCAUCCAUCGCGGAGUCACACGACAAGUUCGGGUUGAUGGUCACGGAGGGCGCGGAGGUCGGAGCGGGGUCUGUUGCCGUGCCUGCCGCAGAGGGCGAGGUUGCGCUCGGCGAGAGUAUGUGGGACGCUGCCGCACUCAUCGGGUGCUCAGAGGCAGGUGUGUGCGCCUCGCUGUUCACGGUGGUUGCGUUGUCGAUCAACGUAGCGGUGCAGGUCUUGUUCAUCCUGAUCGUGAACGACAGUCUGACGCCUGCUCAUUUCAGCGAAGAGACAGUCCAGGAGUACGAGUCAUGGCGCACAAUGAUUGCGCACAAUGUCAAGUUCGUGGACGAUCUGACAUACACAUCUCUGGCCAGAAAGGUAUGUGAAUUCAGAGACGCCCCAAUGUCUUCGGGGCCAAUCGAAGGGUUUGCGUCCAUCAGUGAAUAUCUGGGUGUGAGGGCUCAGGAGAAGGGCAAGCGAGACGCACCUCCUCUUGGCGAGUGGUUGCCUGCAUUUGGGAUUCACCAGGUUGGUCCACCAAUGUGCUGCAUGGCACUCAUGGUAUGGUUCUGCACCGUUUGGAAAGAGAUCUGCUCGAUAGCCGAUCUGGCCCAGGCGUUCAGCCGGCUGCCGUCUGGGAAGACCACGAUAUCUGGAAGCUCAAGCGGGCUGGCGUUGACGGCCGUCUCGAGCUCGCGCAGAGGUAUGUUCUACAGCGUCCUCUUCGUAAGGUCCCUGGUCUGCCUGGCCCUUGCCACCUGCGGCGCGCUCUACCUGGCCGCCACGAUCUCCCUCGGCGACCUCCUGCUCAACGCGGUGGCUCUGGAGCGGAUUGUGAUCUCGCUGGACGAGCUCGCUUUCGAGGUGUUUGCGCCCAGCUCCAUGCGGGCCCUUAUCUCUCUUAUCGCCCCUUUGCCGAGGCCUCCGAGCCCUGCCCUGCGCGGUCUGGAUGCAAGGCCAGUCGUGUCGCUCUUCGCCAUCGGAGCCGGGGUGGCUGGAGUCUGGUGGUCAGUCUUGCUGCCUCAGGUGGAGAUACUCGAGACAGCACGGUCUGCGCUGUGCGACGGCGAUUUGGACUUCAUCGUCACUUGCGACAAGACUGGUGUAGUGGUUGCAUACUCCCCCACAGCACUGGAUGAGGGUGGUGAGCCGGUUGACGCUGGAUCCAUGUACAAUUACCGCGCGAUCAGGAACAUUAUCAAGAAUGGAACGGACGGAACAAAUAGCUUGUCUUAUGGUGACAUGUUUGACUCGGCGGUUGGCUUUACCGGCGGCCGGUUCACUGUGCAGGGCCGGGCUAACUACGAUACGGAACGCGCAACCCAUAUGCUCAACGCGUAUUGCGCGGACAUGGAUUGGAACGGCUCCCUCUCUUGGCCCGUUCUCGCGGACAUCCUCGAGUCUGCGGGUGUUUUCUCAGGCGUCGGGGACAUCGGGCCUUUCACCUCCUGUGCGGACGUGGCCCCGUUUUGUUACUCGGAGGACGCCGUAUCCACUCGCGUCAGGCAGUAUUGCCCAGUCACCUGUGGCUGCGACGAUCCGUCUGGGGAGCUCAUCCUCGUCGGGACGGAGCAGGGGUGCCCCUUGACGUGCGUCAAUACACCGAUGUACGCCCAGGCAUUGAGCGACAUGGACUGCGCGGACUGGACCAUGGAGUCACCCUCGACGCUCUAUGGCGUAGAUCUGAUGGAAGCUUACGUGAUGGGCCUAUAUAAGAUGGGCUGGCCCGAAUGGGUGGUCGAUGGGAUGAUCGCAAUGAUGAAUGUCUCAAUGAGUGCUAGCGGUUGCCCAGGACUGGCAGCCUUCAUGCAAAGUGUCAGCACAGGCUGGAGUUUCGGAAACCUGUGCGAUUGGAACAACCCGUUUGGCUUGAAGCCCAUCACAGUAUUUUGCCCUGUCUCUUGCGGUUGCCGGCAGAGCAAUGACAUUUUAUGCCCAACCACUUGCUGA
Messenger RNA from Prorocentrum cordatum, 2825 nucleotides. The record is from the annotation of a GenBank genome assembly. NCBI's taxonomy places the organism in Eukaryota, Dinophyceae, Prorocentrales, Prorocentraceae.